Tripterygium wilfordii is the source of this 1192-nucleotide messenger RNA. RefSeq names its product probable disease resistance protein At5g45490. Bases 503 to 1021 code for a protein of 172 amino acids. Gene Ontology annotation, molecular function: ADP binding. The transcript has 2 exons. NCBI's taxonomy places the organism in Eukaryota, Viridiplantae, Streptophyta, Magnoliopsida, Celastrales, Celastraceae. The record is from RefSeq and is a predicted model, not a curated record.
AUGUUUUCAAUUUAUAUCCAAUGAUUCGAUUUAUAUGGAAGUACAGUUGGGGCUGUUGUAAAAAAAAUUACAGCAGCCCCCUAUCAUCCCCGGAAGACUGAAUAGUUUUGCGUGUCUUGAUAUAUAUGCCUAAGUAAAACUUCUCUUGCUGAACAAUCUCCGACGAUCAAGUCAGUCAACAGUGGAAGAUAUUUAAGUGAGAGAAGUGAAUAGCAUUUAGAGAGAGAGGGAGAGAGAGAUAGCAAGUAGUUGAGAGCGUAAAUGAGAAGGGGUUUUCCCUUAUUUAUAGUUUUCCAUAUCACAUGGUCAACACGUGUUGAUCGUAUAGACAAACUUCUUUACUGGGUUGUGGUUGGGCCUGCAACCCAAUCUGAGACUUACUUUGCAUUAUAAGUCUUGGGUCUUAUAUGUCUAGUCUUGCACCCAUCUUAACCGUGAGCCUUGAGCUUCGUUUGGUCUUGGGCCAGAUACGCCUUUGGACAAUAUCAAGGAUGAGUUCAGUAUGAAACCACCCAAUGAAGCACCAAAUGGGAUUACCAUUCCAGAUCAAAACAAUGACACGAGCACAUCAAAUCAGGGCGAAGUUUCCCGGUCGAGUUCUCUGUUAGUGGAUGCAUCAUCUAACGUUCAUGGGUUCGAAGAUGAACUGAUUUCAAUUGAAAUGAUGCUUCGAGAGAGAGGAAACGAUGAUGAAUUUAAGGCAGUUGGAGUUGUGGGGAUGACUGGUGUUGGAAAAUCUACACUGUGCAGGGAACUUGUAAACAGAGAAGAUAUGAGGAGUCAGUUCCUUCCAAGGAUAUGGGUAUCCCUGUCGAAGAAGGAAAAUGAAGCAGGAGAUAGAAACAAAGCGCUUGUGAAAAGAAUGUUGGACUCUCUCGGAGUUGAAGAGGGCAUAAUCGAGUCCAUCUUCAAUGAGCAUGCCUUGGAAGGGCUAAUCUGUGCUCUUUACCAGCAACUCAGGGGGAAAAGGUUACUGAUUGUGUUUGAUGAUGGCAUGGAUACAGAUGCAUGGUAUAACUAGUUGAAUUCUUCACUAACCAGUGAUGGGAAAUGGGAUGCGUGUCUUGGAUACGAUUUGCCAAAAGAACGUGGAGGAGCAGUGAAGAAUUUGCAUCGGCUUCAGCCCCGUUCAGACCCUGAGAGCUGCUGGUCUAUAUUCAUAGAUGCGGUUGGGAGAGAUGGAGUAGUAUUC